Molecule: messenger RNA, 6460 nt
Organism: Cavia porcellus (domestic guinea pig)
Lineage: Eukaryota; Metazoa; Chordata; Mammalia; Rodentia; Caviidae
Gene: Itih5
Product: inter-alpha-trypsin inhibitor heavy chain 5
Exons: 14
Coding region: 92-2950 (952 amino acids)
Biological process (GO): hyaluronan metabolic process
Molecular function (GO): serine-type endopeptidase inhibitor activity
Source: RefSeq, a predicted model, not a curated record
GGGAGCGAGCGGGCGGUGCGGGCGCAGCCCUCGGCCGCCUGUCCCCGCGCUCUUGGUGCUCCCUCUGCGGACGUCGAGCUCUGGCCCCGCCAUGCUCCUGCUCCUGGUGCUGUGCUUGGGGCUGCCCCUCCGCACGGGGUCGCAGGGAGAGGCGUGGAGCUGGGGUGACACUUCAGAGCAAGUUGGACUCAGGGUCCCCAGGCAGCCGAGGCUCUUGCAGAGGCUGAAAACCAAGCCCUUGAUGACAGAAUUCUCCAUCAAGUCCACCAUUAUUUCUCGUUAUGCCUUCACCACCGUUUCCUGCAGAAUGAUGAACAGAGCUUCUGAGGACCAGGAUGCUGAGUUCCAGAUGCAGAUUCCAGCUGCAGCUUUUAUUACUAACUUCACCAUGCUUAUUGGAGACAAGUUGUAUCAGGGUGAAAUUACAGAAAGAGGAAGAAAGAAUGGAGAUAGGGUAAAGGAAAAAAGGAAUAAAACUGCAGAAGAUAAUGGGGCCGAGGGGACUGACACGUUCAGAGCCACUCUAGUGAUUCCCAGCAAGGGCAAGGCCGCCUUCCUCCUGAGUUACGAGGAGCUUUUGCAGAGACGCCUUGGCAAGUACGAACACGUCGUCAGCGUGCGACCGCAGCAGCUGGUGGGGAGGCUGACAGUGGACGUGACUGUCCUGGAGAGGUCUGGCAUCGUGGGCCUGGAGGUGCUGCCUCUUCGCAACAGCAGGCAGAAGGGCAGCGCGCGGGCGGAAGAUGAUCCUGGGCCUCCUCCUUCUACUGUUAUCAACCAAAAUGAAACUUUUGCCAAAGUGGGUUUUAAACCUACUGUGGUACAACAAGCCAAGAUUGCCCAGAAUGGAAUUUUGGGAGAUUUUAUCAUUCGAUACGAUGUUAAUAGGGAGCAGAGAAUUGGAGACAUCCAGGUUCUAAAUGGCUAUUUUGUACACUACUUUGCUCCUAAGGACCUUCCUCCUUUACCCAAGAAUGUGGUCUUUGUGUUUGACACCAGUGCCUCUAUGGUGGGAACCAAGCUCCAGCAGACCAGGGAUGCUCUUACCACCAUUCUCCUUGACCUCCGACCCCAGGAUCACUUCAGUAUCAUUGGGUUUUCCAACCGAAUUAAGGUGUGGAAGGACCACUUGGUUCCAGUCACUCCUAACAAUAUCAUAGAUGGCAAAUUCUAUAUUCACCUCAUGUCGCCCAGUGGAGGCACAGACAUUAAUGGGGCCCUCCAGGCAGCCAUCAGGCUCCUCAACAACUACGUGUCCCACAAUGACAUUGAAGAACGCAGCGUGUCCCUUGUCAUCUUCCUGACGGAUGGGAAACCCACAGUAGGGGAGACCCAUGUGCCUAAGAUUCUCAACAACACCAAGGAGGCUGCCCAGGGUCGGAUCUGCAUCUUCACUGUUGGUAUUGGCAAUGACGUGGACUUCCGGCUGCUGGAGAAACUGUCACUGGACAAUUGUGGCCUCACACGGCGCGUCCUUGAGGAGGAGGAUGCGGGUGCACAGCUCAUUGGAUUCUAUGAUGAGAUCAGGACCCCCCUACUUUUUAACAUCCGCAUUGAUUAUCCCUCUGGCUUAGUGGAGCAUGCCACCAAAACCGUGUUCCCCAACUACUUCAAUGGCUCUGAAAUUGUCAUUGCUGGGAAGCUGGUAGACAGGAAGAUGGAUCAGCUGCACGUGGAGGUCACUGCCAGCAACAGUAAGAAAUUUAUUAUCCUAAAGACGGAUGUGCCUGUGGAGCCUCAGAAGGGGGGCCACGGUGCUCCAGGAAGUCCCAGUUCCAGAGGGGAUGGCAAGGAGGACCCUAACCACAUUGAGCGUCUCUGGAGCUACCUCACUGUGAAGGAGUUGCUGAGCAGCUGGCUGCAGAGUGACAGUGAGCAGGAGAAGGAGAGACUGAGGCAGAAGGCGCAGGACCUGGCCUUGACCUACCACUUCCUCACUCCCUUUACCUCCAUGAAGCUGAGGAAGCCGGUGCUUCAGGGGGGCACACUGGAGGUUGCCCGGGGCAUGUCUGCUGCGACAGGACCAGAAACAGUGAUGCAGAGCCUUCGGGGAUCCACCAUGCAGCCAGGACCUGUGCUCAAGAAGCCAUAUGACCCAAGAGUCAAACUCUCGAAAACAUCAGUGGAUGGCGAUCCCCAUUUUGUUGUGGAUUUCCCUUUGAGCAAACUUACCGUCUGCUUUAACAUUGAUGGACAGCCCAGGGACAUCCUACGGCUGGUCUCUGAUCACAUGGGCUCUGGUGUGACAGUGAAUGGAGAGUUAAUCGGGGCCCCUGCUCCUCCAAAUGGUCACAAGAAACAGCGCACUUACUUCGGCACCAUCACCAUCCUCGUCAAUCGGCCCGAGAGAUCUUACCUGGAGAUCACACCCAGGAGAGUCAUCUUAGAUGGCAGUGACAGGCUGGUGCUCCCCUGCAACCAGAGCAUGGUAGUGGAGAGCCGGGGACUGGAGGUGGCUGUGUCUGCCAAUGCAAAUGUCACUGUCACCAUCCAGGGGACCAUUGCCUUUGUUGUUCUCAUUCACCUCUACAAAAAGCCAGCACCCUUCCAGCGGAACCACUUGGGUUUCUACAUCUCCAACAGCAAAGGCCUUUCCAGCAACUGCCAUGGACUGCUAGGUCAGUUCCUGAACCAGGAGACCAAACUCACCACGGAGCCUGUGGGGCACAGCACAAAUCUCACUAAUUCUCCCCUGCCUCCAGCAGAAGGGAUGCUUGAGACCAUCCUACAGGUGAAAGGGCACAGAGUCCCAGUGGUCUGGAAACAAAGGAAGAUUUACAAUGGUGAAGAGCAGAUAGACUGCUGGUUUGCCAGGAACAAUGCUGCCAAACUGAUCGAUGGGGUGUAUAAAGAUUACCUGGCAUCUCAUCCGUUUGACACAGAAACAACUUUGGGUCUGGGACAGCCCACUGGAUCUGAACCCAGCGCCUUAAUUAAAGACAGUGCAUGACAGGGAAGUGACUGUGGGGCCACUGAGGCACAGCUGUCCUUGUUACCCUUGCAUGCCUCUGCUCUCACAGUGAACCACACUGUGCAGCCCAGGGCUGACAUCUGCUGGAGCGAGGGGUAAGGCAGAAAGCUUGAGUGAAGAUAUUGCUUCCCUCCCCCUCCUCCUUCUCCCGUCCUCUGCCACCCUCCUCCCCAUCUUUGGUAGACAAAACUGGUAGCAUCAAGUGGGGAAAGGUCAUAGUUCAAAGUAUGAAAGCGUCUGUCUUAUAUGAUCUGGCUUGUCUGUUUUGUAGCCUACAGUAAGGUAACUCCUUCCAGUGCCAAGGUUACCAUGCAAUUUAUUUUCCUUGUAGAAAUGGCCUAAUUCUGCUUUCUACAUUGUAUUCUUAUCUAGGAAUCUCUCCUUUAGUCUUGCUCUGUUCUCCAGGGGCACUACACCUGACUUUUUCCUCAAACACACCUUCCAUCAAGCCCCAGGCCACUGAUCAUCCAAACAGCAAGCAUACAAAUUGCAUCACUGUAGAUGAUUAAGGAGAGCAUUUUUUUUUUCUGCUGUGGAAUUUUGUCCUUAAAAUUAGUUUUCAUUUAAAAAUGAUUAAAAAUAGAAAAAUCUACAUCCCAGAUACUGAUCUCUUUCUAAUGGGCUUUGUAAAUCACUUGGCUUUGCUGUUGGACAUUCUCCAAUUUAUUCCAAAAAGCUUUUAAUAAACAAGACAGUCCACGUGGAUGGUUUUUAACUGACCUUUCUUGGUGCUAGACAGCUGGCCAGUCGAAUGGUGGAUUUUAUUUGGCACUCUUCAGCAUUUAUCAUAAUUGCUGGACCUUUUUGCCUUUAGCCUUCCAGGAGGAGCUGAGUUACACGGGCACAGUGCUGGGACUGGAGGACAAGCCAGCAAGAGCGAGCCCAGCACAGCAGCCCACCUACAGGGAGAAUCGGCCUGCACACUCUCUGCAGGAGGAAUGUACAUGCUCAGGAAAUCUAAAAACCUUUUCUACAUUUCAGAUGGGCACAAGCCAGGAGAUUGGCUUGAGCCAGAGGCUUUGGUUCCAGAACUUUGAAAAUCUUGAAUUCCUAAGGAAAAGAUUAAAAUUGGGGGCCAGGAGUCAAAAAGUCACUGAGCCACACCAUCUCCAUUUGGAUGCCCUCAGUCAAGCCUGGUCCUGCCAUUAGAGGAAUGAUCUUUACACUCUCCUCAGGAGCAUCCACUGUAUUCUGCCUUGGUGACCCAAGGGCUGUGUGUGAGGAGGCUGGACGGAAGUGAUAGGCGUGAGGGGCCAUGGAGCCAAACCACAGAGAGAGAAAGAAUGUGGCCAGGAAAGGAGAGUAGUUCAACAGGGCCAGGGUGUUGUGCUCACAGGAGGUUUCUUCCAUGGGGCAUGACGCCAGGGCAGCCUGCAAGAACUGGGAAAGUGGCGUGUUCAGCCCUUGGAGGGAACCCAGUGCUGAGAACAUUGUUUGUCAUGUUUACCUUCCCGUGGGAAGCACUGGAGCAUGCUCCUGUCUGGUCUGCUGGUUUUAGGAGCCAGUUAGUGCUGGGUGACUGCACCCCCUCCUGCUUGGAGUCUCUCACUGCCUGGUGACCUACUAGACCACGGCAGGUCAGCUGUGCUGUUUACCUGGCUGCCAUCUUCUCAGAUCAGCUGUUUUCAUGCUAAAGGCACAAAGAUGACCAGUGCAGCUGAGAGGUGCUUCUGCAAUUUACACUUCAAAGAAAUGGGCACAUGAGCAAGGCUAGCCGGGCCCCGCCAGGUUCCUGGGACCUUGUCUUUAUGGAAAUCCCAGCUGGGCAGACGCCCCAGGAAUAAGAGGUCCAGUCCACUGGGUCGCACUUGCCGCAGUGGUCUGUUGUUUUCAGGUGCUGGCUGCACCCCGUGGCGAGACCCCACUCUACUGCUCCUGUUUAUUCCAGCUAGAUGCCCGUUGCUAGCUCUUCUACCCAGAAAAAAAAUUUUAAAAUAUCAAAGAAGAGCAUUAAAGUUAUAUUUUAACCUCUAAGUAAACUCCAUCUUUCCUUCUCUUCUCCUCCCUUCUCAUUGUAGCUCUCUAUCUGCAAAGGGUUUUUAGCAAUACCUUUUCUGUGUUAGCUGGAAAUUUGCAUCUGUGAGCCCCACAUGCUACACCAGUAUUACCCUUACCAUCUUUUCAUUUGAUUGAGAAGUGGGGAAGUUUCUGUUGGCCACAUGUGUUGUGGAUAGCAAAGUCUUUAAAGAAAACAAAGAGGAGUGGAAAAAAUUGCUUCUCGGAUGGGGAAACUGAGGCAGUGUGUAUUUGAGUGGCUUUCCUUGUUACAUGAAAGACGGAGAGCAGGGCUGGUCAUUGAACUAGCUUUGGCACUAUUUCACCAUCUGGUCAAUCAUUUAUUUUUAUUAACCAUUAAAAAAACCCUAAAGCAAAUGGCAGGUUACUAAAUGAGUAAUACAAUGGGAUGAGAAAAAUGUUGGAAUUAGAGAAGAUAAAUCUCAUUGUUAAUAGCAAAUGUUAAUGAGUUAUAAGAGCAGGCUAAGUGGGAUCUUGAGCAAAUUUCCUUCUCUGGAUUCCAAUCCCCUCUCUCAUCUCACAGGGAAAGACAUCCAAAUGUGCUACUUCGAAGUGUCUUCUAAUACAAAGUUUCACCUUCUUAAAUAAAGCACACUGAAAAUUCUCUACUCGCCCAUGUGAAGUGCUUUGCCAUCCAGCCUGUGAUUUUUUGAGGAUUGCCACUUCAGGCAGAGGGGAGGAUGGGAUAUCACAACACUCUGUCAGAGCCAGCCAACUCAGAGAACCUCUCUGUUCCUAUAAUGAGUAACACUAAAUAUUCACUUGAAGCUUGUAUCCUUGUAAGUGGAUUAGGAAAAGGAUUCUUUGUGUCCUUCUAAAAUUCCUAUGUCAAAGCUGGGGGAUCUCUAAUAAAAAGAAACUUGAAGGUGCACUUUUCAGAAGUAAUCAGAUCCUAAGACCUAGUGAGUGAGAUUAGUGACCCUACAAGAAGAGACAGGAGAGACAGUCUGUCUCCUUCUGCCCUGUAAGAACCCAGUGAAACAUGGCUAUCUGCAAGCCAGACACCACAUCUGCUGGCACCUUGUCUCAGCCUUCACAGCUUCUGGACCUGCAUAAAAUAAGCACUUGCUACAAAGCCACCCAGGCUAUGGGAUUCUUGUUACAGCAGCCCAAGAUGGCUAAGAUACAAAGGCGUUCAAAAUACAAAUUCUCUUAUUUUCUUCAAUCCACUCAGAAUGUACACAAUGUUCUUAUUAAAACUCGAAGAACUCCUGGAGCCAUAUGAACAUGAUCCAGCUAAAAUAAACAGCCAAUAAAAUAACACAGCUAACCAAAUACUUAGAAGUGUAACUUUAAACAUUUAGUCAGUUUUAAAUAAUAAGUAGGGUACACGAUAGUUUACAUUUCAAGAGACAUUUUUCUUAAAAAUUUGUAUUAAAGUGAUGUUUAAAACCAAAUCUCACAACAUGUUUAUUUUUUGAGGGAAAACAGAAUCAGGGCAAUUGAAAAUAAAACUUGAUGAUUCUAACUGCA